Camelina sativa (false flax) is the source of this 1655-nucleotide messenger RNA. RefSeq names its product protein EMSY-LIKE 1. Gene Ontology annotation, biological process: defense response to fungus. The record is from RefSeq and is a predicted model, not a curated record. Gene Ontology annotation, cellular component: nucleus. NCBI's taxonomy places the organism in Eukaryota, Viridiplantae, Streptophyta, Magnoliopsida, Brassicales, Brassicaceae.
UCCGACGCCAUCCCCAAUCCGAGUCCCGGAGAAAUCUCGAUCGUAGGUCUCUCCUCUGUUUCUGCCCUUUCUCUUUCAAAAAGAUCGUUUCUCUCGAGAGGGAAACAAAAAGUUCGUUUUUUUUUGUGUUUCAAAUUCUUUCAAUUUCCUCAAUUCUUCGUUUCAUCGAACGCACGUCGAACCCUUUAAUCCCUUCAUUGCUCUUUUCGCGGGUCAAGUUUCGAUUUCGAUCUUUUUAGGGUUUCGUAUCUGAAUCUGUCGAUAAGAUAAACCCUCCUGUGGGGUUUUCUUCAAAAUUUCUGAAAUCAGAGUAAAGCUUUAAAAGGGAUAGCUUUCGUUUGGAUGGGAGUUCUUUGUAACUAAACUACAUAGCGAUAUGGAGAUACAAAUUCAUCAACUUGAGCAGGAAGCAUAUACAGCUGUUUUACGGGCAUUUAAAGCGCAGUCUGAUGCAAUUUCUUGGGAAAAAGAAAGCUUGAUAACCGAACUGCGUAAAGAACUGAGAGUAUCUGAUGACGAGCAUCGAGAGCUUCUGAGUAGGGUCGAUAAGGAUGAUACUAUCCACAGGAUAAGAGAUUGGAGACAGGGAGGCGGAAGCCAGAACACUAGACAUGCAACUAUUCAGCCUUUUAAUGUUCUUCCUAGUCCCACUUUCUCAGCUUCCCGAAAGAAACAGAAAACAUUCCCAUCUUAUCAUCCAUCAAUUGGUGCGGCUGGAAACAGGUCAUUCAAUAAUCGUGUGGUAUCCGGUGGAAUAUCAGGAAAUGAAUCUGCUGAAGCUCUGAUCGGAAGAAAAGUGUGGACAAAGUGGCCUGAAGAUAACCACUUCUAUGAAGCGAUUAUAACCCAGUAUAACGCAGAUGAGGGUCGGCAUGCUUUGGUGUAUGAUAUACACGCAGUUAAUGAAACAUGGGAAUGGGUCGAUCUUAAGGAGAUACCACCGGAAGAUAUAAGGUGGGAUGGGGAGGAUAGUGGAGUAGCUUUAAACAUAGGACAUGGAAGUGGAUCAUUCCGUGGUAACCGAAGAAGCCAAAGCCAAAUCCAUGUUGGCAGAGGGAGAGGACCGAGAAUUCAUCAACCAAGAAGAGAACUUGUACCACCACCAGCACAACAGAAUGGUGGUGGUGGUUGUAGAACUUCCUCUGAAGAUAUUGAAUUGUUCAACACGGACUCGCUUGUGAAGGAGGUGGAGAGAGUUUUCGAUACUACGCAUCCUGAUCCGCUCGAGCUCGAUAAGGCCAAGAAAAUGCUCAAGGAACAUGAACAGGCACUCAUAGCUGCCAUUGCAAGGCUUGCUGAUACUUCUGAUGGCGAAAUCGAUGGAGACCCACCAUAUUCGCAUGAUCAUCCAAUGCAACAUGGAUGAGAGAAAAGCUGUCUGGCUGUUUUACUCAGGAUAUGGUGGUCAUCAGGAGUUAAGAAGAAACAUUUGUGCUCGCUCAGUCAGCAGACAAAGAAAUGCUGAAGAGGUUGCUUCGUAAGAAGAUGGAAGGGAGUCUUCAUCCUCUAAAUUUGUUGUCAGUAAAAUGUGUGAAGGAUUAAAUUGUUAGGGAUUGGAGCGUAGGAUUUUGGUUGUAAGCACAAGUAUUUGUUUUAGAGAGUGUAACCUGUGACAGACUAUGAUUUGACCAUGUAAAUGUUCCUGAGUUUACCUC